AUGAUUUAUCCAACUGAUCUUGAAAUUGAGUCAGAGACAAGAGUGCGCGUAUAUCGUUACACAAAGUGGUGUAACCCCGUAGAAAAGCUUGAAAGCGGACCAGAUGCCUGCUGUGCAAAGGCCCGUGAUAGGUAUACUCGGUUCCUUGUGCAAUCAACAAUGAACGAGUGCAAACGGUUGCAAUAUAACGUAGUACGAGGGACACGUGCAAACACCUUUCCUUACCCUUGGAAGAAGGAAGCCUCUGAACAAGAUCGAGAAUUAUUGCGACCACUUUCCAUCCAAUGUAUAACGCAGAUACGUGUAAAUUAUUUACUUUUUUCGGUUUAUUUGAGACUGGAAUUCGAAGGUGACAAGGACCAACGCCCACAUACUUCAAGUAUCAUUCCGACCAUCGAUCAUAAUGAAUUAACAAUUCUGAUGCAAGAGAUUUGUGCUUCUCUUUUGCUACAGAUAUCAAACAUUCAUGUUCAGAAAGUAUGA
Messenger RNA from Apis cerana (Asiatic honeybee), 483 nucleotides. RefSeq lists its product as uncharacterized. NCBI's taxonomy places the organism in Eukaryota, Metazoa, Arthropoda, Insecta, Hymenoptera, Apidae. The record is from RefSeq and is a predicted model, not a curated record.